CUUCCUCCGCGGUGGGGGUUGCCGUAGACCCGGAAGGAGCGGAAGUGGAGGAUGGCCCCCUGGAAUGAGGAGAGCGCGUGAAGCGCCGCCUCUCUAGACUCAGGGCAGAGGUGGGCGUGAGCGAAGGGAAGAUAGAGACGAAGAAUCUGGCAGUGCUCCCUGGCCUUCCUGCAGCAGCUGCUCAUUCCCUCUCCUCAGCCUGUGCCAUGCGGGGUGCCUUCUCAGGACUUCUGCCCUCAUUUUUGCUCUGCCUGGCUGUUGCUAUGGACGCUUGCCUUCUCCAAUCAACGCGCGGCUUGCUGGGCUGUGCGGAGCCGUGGUUGCUGUGGCAACGGAUGGCAACAGCUCUGGGACCUCCACGUUGUGGGAAAGAGAGCUGACGGCUUGGAGCCGGGUGGGAGCCCCUCGAUUGCAGUAUCUGUGAGCAAAGGAAAUAACGAAAAAUGACAAGUAGAAGACUCGAGGAGUCCAUGGGGGCUGUCCAGAUGGGGUUAGUCAGAAUGCUCAAAGGAUUCCAAAGCAAGGUUUUGCCACCCCUGAGUCCCAGGGUGGUUAAAGAAGAAGAUGUCAACCAAAUGCUAACACCCUCGGAGUUCCUGAAGGAAAUGUCCCUGACCACAGAACAGAGACUGGCAAAUACACGGUUGAUGUGCCGACCACAGAUCAUCGAACUUUUAGAUAUGGGGGAAGCAACACAUCAAAAGUUUUCAGAUAUUGACCUGGACCAGGCAUUAUUCCAGCCCUUUCCAUCAGAAAUUAUAUUUCAGAACUACACUCCCUGCGAAGUCUAUGAAGUUCCAUUGGUUUUGAGGAACAAUGACAAAAUUCCAAGGAUGGUGAAAGUUAUUGAGGAAAGCUCGCCGUACUUUAAAGUAAUCAGCCCCAAAGACAUUGGCCACAAAGUAGCUCCAGGAGUGCCGUCCAUAUUCCGCAUCCUCUUCACUCCAGAGGAGAACAAGGAUUAUGCCCAUAUGUUGACCUGUGUGACUGAAAGAGAAAAGUUCAUCGUACCCAUCAAAGCCAGAGGCGCUCGAGCCAUCCUGGAUUUUCCUGACAAGCUGAAUUUUUCCACUUGCCCUGUCAAAUACAGGACUCAGAAGAUUCUGCUGGUCCGGAACAUCGGCAACAGAGAUGCUGUGUUUCACAUCACAACAUACAGGCCGUUCUCCGUGGAGCCCUCUGUUGGAACUCUUACCGUGGGAGAGUCCAUGCAAUUGGAAGUGGAUUUUGAGCCACAGGCUGUGGGCAAUCACAGCAAACGGCUGAUUGUGUAUUAUGACACAGGUGAAAAAAUGUUUGUAUCUCUGUAUGGAGCUGCCGUAGACAUGAAUAUAAGGCUGGACAAGAAUUCUUUGAUCAUUGAGAAAACCUACAUAUCUCUGGCCAAUCAGAGAACUAUAACUAUUUACAACCGCAGUAACAUCAUUGCCCAUUUCCAGUGGAAGGUAUUUGCUACCGAGGAAGAGGAAGAUAAAGAAAAGUAUAGGGUCUGUGAGGAUCUGAUCAAAGAGGAAAAGGAUGAGACUGACGAGUUUCUCGAAGAGUUUGUUAGUGAUCCUUUACUCCGAGAACGGAUUUCCAUUCUCUCCCGCUCCUUUGCGAAUCAGAGAAGGCUGGUUCAGGCGGACAGCAUACUCUUCUUGAAUAACAUUUUCAUAAUUGAGCCCCUGGAAGGUGAUGUCUGGCCCAACUCAUCAGCUGAAAUCACUGUGUACUUCAACCCUCUGGAAGCCAGGCUCUACCAGAUGACUGUGUACUGUGAAAUUUCAGGUCGAGAGAUCCGUCUGCCCCUCCGAAUCAAAGGGCAAGGAAUGGGACCAAAGAUUCACUUCAACUUUGAAUUGCUGGAUAUUGGAAAAGUUUUUGUUGGAUCUGUACAUUGUUAUGAGGCAAUACUCUCCAACAAAGGCAGCAUCGACGCCCUCUUCAACGUGAUCUCCCCGACUUCAGCUUUGGGGGCCUGCUUUGUUUUCAGCCCCAAGGAAGGCAUCAUCAAGCCAAGCGGGGUCCAGGCUGUCCAGAUUUCCUUCUGCUCGUCCAUUCUGGGGCACUUCGAAGAAAAGUUCCUGGUCAGUGUCAAUGGGUCACCUGAGCCCGUGAAACUGACUAUUAGAGGCUGUGUCAUCGGACCCACCUUCCACUUUAAUGUCCCUGCUCUGCACUUUGGGGAUGUUUCCUUUGGGUUUCCUCACACCUUGAUAUGUUCCCUCAAUAACACCUCCUUGGUCCCCAUGACCUUCAAACUGCGCAUCCCUGGCGAUGGCCAUGAAAGCAUUUCAAGCUGUGAGCAAUAUACAGACACCAAAGGACCUUCUUGGAACAAGGAGGAAAUACCCAUAACGAAACCAAAAGAAUUUACCAUCACCCCCAACUGUGGCACCAUUCGCUCCCAAGGAUUCGCUGCUAUCAGGGUGACCUUAUGCUCCAACACUGUGCAGAAAUACGAGCUGGCCCUGGUGGUGGACGUGGAGGGCAUCGGGGAAGAAGUGCUGGCGCUCCUCAUUACAGCGAGGUGUAUUGUACCUGCCCUCCGCAUGGCUAAUGCAGAGGUGGACUUCGGGCGCUGCUUCCUGAAAUACCCGUACGAGAAAACCAUCCAGCUUGUCAACCCGGAUGACCUCCCAGGAUGCUAUGAGGUCCUGCCCCAGAUAGAUGAGGACUCGCCCGCGGUGUUGCUCUCUAGUCCCAACCCCUAUGGAAUCAUCCCUCCCCAAAGCACCGUCCACAUCCCCCUGAUCUUGGAGACCCAGGUCACCGGGGAGCACAGGUCCACGAUUUACAUCUCGGUCUUCGGGAGCCAGGACCACCCUGUGGUGUGCCAGCUGAGGAGCAUCGGAGAAGGCCCGGUGAUCUGCGUCUGUCCCCACCAGGUGGAUUUUGGCAAGAUCUACGUCCUGACGGAGUCCUCCAGGGUCAUCAACCUCUCUAACCAGUCCCUCAUCCCUGGAUUAUUUCAGGCACACAUGGCUCACAAAAAGUCCCUUUGGACAGUGGAACCCAGCGAAGGCACCGUUCCCCCCGAAGAUGACAUUCAACUGACGCUGACCGCCAACCUGAAUGACAUACUGAUGUUCAAAGACACGGUCAUUUUAGAUAUUAUAAACAGCAAAACCUACCGGAUUUCUGUCCAGGCCGAAGGAAUUGGUUCCACCAUUGUUUCGGAUAAGCCCUUUGCUCCAGAACUCAACUUGGGAGCACAUUUUAGCCUGGACACCUGUUACUACCACUUCAGGUUGACCAACAAGGGACGUCGGGUCCAACAGUUGUUCUGGAUGAAUGAAAAGUUCCAACCCAAGAACAAGAAAGGUGCGCCUAAGAGGAGACUCGCUAAGCGCCCUCGCGCCCAGGCAGCCAGGCGUUCCCAGAGCCCCGUGUUUCAGCUUCAACCCUUCAGGAUGGAGUUGUAUCCAGACCAGACGAUCGAUGUGACACUUGAUGGCUAUUCUUCUACUCCCAGGAUGGUCAGGGAGAAGCUGGUGUGCCACGCCAUCAUCGGGGCCCAGCGGGAGCGGAGCCUGGUGAUGACUGUGGAUGUCAUGUGCGAGUUCAUAGCGCCGCUCAUCCAGCUCUCCACCAAGAAGCUCGUGUACCGACUGGAGAAGAAACCACAGACUGUCUUGCAACCUGAUUACCAGCCCUUGGUCAUGAAGAACAUUUCCACGCUGCCCGUGAAUGUGUUGCUCUCAACAAGCAAACCCUUCUUCAUCUGUGACACAGAGCAAUCUCUGUUGCCCCUAAUUCCAGAGCCUAUUAAACUGGAGAUUGGUGAAGAAAAAAAUCUGCUGGUCAAGUUUGACCCGACCCACAAAUGCGAUUUGAACAACUGGGUGGCAGAAGAAACUCUAGCCAUCAGGUACCUGGAGCACCCUCAGGUAGACAGCCUGAACCUGCGUGGGGAAGUGCAUUACCCCAACCUGUCCUUUGAGACCAUGGACCUGGACUUUGGCUGUAUCCUGAACGACACCGAGGUGAUCCGCUACGUUCCCAUCACCAACUGCAGCCCACUGGCUGUGAAGUUUUGCUGGUUCUUCCUGGAGAACAACAAGGAAAAUCAAAUAAGGUCUACCCUUGUAGAUGAAGAUACUGGGUCUGAAGAAGGAGAGCACAGAAGAGCAGAAGCGCCCAAGCUGAUCAACUCAGAUGUGUUUGACAUUCUGCCCCUCUAUGGAGAGCUGCAGCCGUACAGUAGCGGCCAGAUAGCGUUCACCUUCUACGGACACUGUGACAUCAUCGCCCAGGCGACAGCUCUGUGCAAAGUAGAAGGAGGGCCCAACUAUGAGAUAAAACUACGGGGAGAGACAUCCAUGGUCAGCUAUUCCUUUGACACCAAGGACAUCAACUAUGGGCUACAGCUGUUCGACCGGGUCACAGAGACCAAAGUCACACUGAAGAACACGGGGAAAGUCGGCUUCGAGUUCAAGGUGCUGACCAAUGACCAGUCUUCGCCAGACAACCUCCUGCCCGGGGUGCCACUCAUCCUGCCUCUUUCAGGUUUCAUCAGUUCACUUAAAGAGCAGGAGUUGAAGAUUUACUACUUACCUGGAGGACCUGAGAUCUUUCAAAGAAGUUUUCAGGUCCAGAUCGCCCACCUGGACCCAGAGAGUAUCACACUGAGGGGAGAGGGAAUCUUUCCUCGAAUCUACAUUGACCUCCCCAGAAACCUCAAAGGGAAUGAAAAGUAUGAAAUCUUCUUGAAUCAGGCCAGAGAAAACCUAGAAAACGAGUUAGACAAAGAUGAAAUAUUGAGUCACACAGAGACCAUUGAGGAAAUGUCUGAGGAUGAGCCUUUUAAGUUAAGUGCUCAGCUCCAGAUGGAAGUAGAGCGACUCAUAGUCCAAAACUAUACCAUGGAACAUCAGAAAAUUAUCCACGAUCCCAUAGACGAAGUCAGCCAUCGGGGUCGCCACAGACUAGCCAAAAUCCAGCUGCCAGAGUAUAUCCUAGACUUCGGCCACAUCAUCCUUGGCGACUCUCGAUCCCACAUCAUCAGGAUCACCAACACCAGUCACAUCCCAGUGUCCUUCCACGCAGAGAAGCGCAUCCUGCACGACACAGGCUUUAGUACUGAGCUAGAUCGUGUAAAGCAUCUGCCUUCCUGCGAAACGGAAACAUUUGAAGUGAGAUUUGACCAGCAAGGGACCAACCAGUCUGUGGGAAACAAAGAAGCCAUUCUGCCCAUCAAAGUGGUUGGAGGGCCAACGGUUCACAUCUGUCUGCAAGUCCAGGUGACCAUUCCCACUAUGACACUGUCUUGUGACAAAGUGGAGUUUGCCACAAUUCAGUGUGGGCAGUGCCUUGUGGAAACUAUUCAGCUCUCCAAUCAUCUUCAAGUUCCUUGUGAAUGGUUUGUCGUCAGCCAUAAGCCAUUUAACAAGUUGGAGAAGCACAUGCCAAAGUACUUAAGACGGAAACUCCAUACCGAGUUCAAGCCAAAGACGCGGAUCUUUGAGAUCCAGCCCAUGACAGGGGUCUUGGAUCCUGGUGAGAAGGCCAACGUGCAAGUGAGAUUCAUGCCCAAAGAAGAGAAAUUCUACAGUCAAACCCUGACGUUCCAACUUGUCCGCAGUACUCAGAAGCUUACGCUGCUGGCACAGGGGCAAGGUUUAGAGCCACGCUUGGAAUUCAGUCCUUCAAUUCUGGAGCUGGGGCCGCUGCUGCCUUACGCGCCUGGAGACGAGGCCGAGGUGGUGGUGAAGAAUCCCUGUGACUUUCCCAUUGAAUUUUACUCCUUAGAAUUUGACCAGCAAUAUCUCAUCGAAGAGAAGAUCUUGCGGUCGCUAAAGGGCUACGACUCCUACAACACCCUGCUGCUGCCCCCCCGGGUGCCUGGGGAGAAGCUGCCCUCAGAGGUGUACGAGUACUUUAGGGAGAUGAAGCAGUCCAAGGAGGAACAGAUGAAGGCGAAAUACCUGGAGGCUCUGGCUCAGGACAACGAAGACGAAGAUAUAUCCUUGUCGGAGCAGGUAACGGUCUCCAACGUGAAGAGGGGCUCACUUAGCCGAGGGAUCUCUGUCACAUCCGACCUGGAGGACUGGGAGGAGUCCAAGAACAAUCCAGAUGAUGAAGAGGAUGAUGACAGCCUGGAAAAACUAGUGUUUCAAACUGAGAAGUUACAGAGCACAGACAGCCACUCUGCAGAGGACGAUGGAGAAGUAGAGAACAGCCCAGUGAACAAGGCCAUUGCUCGCUACCUGGGCAUCGAUGUUUGUGCAGAAGGUAACCUGGCCAAGAACCGGAAAGGCAUCGCCAUUAUCGUCCACGGGACGCCCGUGUCAGGCAAGACGGCCACGGCAGCCAGCCUGGCCAAGUACUACGGCGCCGCCUGCUUCAACAUCGACUCCAUCGUGCUGGAGGCCAUCUGCGACGGCAACAGCAUCCCAGGGAUCCGGGCCCGGGAGCUCUGCAUCAGGGCGGCCAUCGAGCAGUCCAUGCGGGAAGGAGAAGAGUCUGCCCAGGAGACUGCUUCAGGUCAACUUGGCAUAGGACAGGUACGACAGAGCAGCGAGAACCUGGGCAAGUUAAUCUCAGAAACCACCCUGAUAAACCCUGAAGUGAAAUCUGCAAAGUCCAUGCGCGGGAGCAUGCUGUUUUCCAAAAACAGGGCAGAGCAUGGCUCUGGGUCUCAGAAGCAGCAUCACCCGCACCCGCCUGAAACUCCACAGAUUUCCUCCAGUCCUCUCCCCUCGGGACCCACACCGCGCAGACUUAGUGUCAGCACCAGCAUCGGAGGCGAGACCGGGCUCCUGAGCUGUGUGCUCCCUGAGGAAAUGCUCGUUCAGAUCCUGGCCGAGCGCUUACAGCUGAGUGACUGCAACCUGGGAGUGGUGUUUGACAGCCUCGACACACUCUUUGCUCGAAACGCGGCCAUUGCUCUCCUCUGCCUGCUGAAGGCCAUUGGCAACAGGGAGCACAUCUACGUCCUCAACAUGCCCCAGGAUUACGCAGGCAUGAAGGCCCAGGAGAAAGCCAAAAAGGAGCAAGAAGAGCAGAAACAGAGGGAGGCGCUUGAAAAAGAGAAGGAGCGUCUCCAAAAUAUGGAUGAGGAAGAAUAUGAUGCCUUGACAGAGGAGGAGAAAAUCGCGUUCAAUCGAGAGGUCCAGCAGGCCCUGCGGGAGAGGAAGAAGAGGGAGCUGGAGAGAUUGGCAAGGGAGUUGCAUGAAAAGAAGCUACAACAGGAACUUGAGCGGCAAAAGGAAGAAGAUGAGCAAAAAAAGAAGACGAGAAAGACAAAGCAAGUAGCACCAAAGGAGGAGCCAGCCCUGAAGAAAUCUCAGACCAGCCGGCAGACACUUACCUUUUCCAAACUAGAAGGCAGGAUGGACUUGGUAGAACCAAAAGCUUCUGAGAAGGACCAGGGAAUGGCUGAGAGGGACGAACUGAGCAAGAAGAAAAAGAGCCAGAUGGCAGAUAACAACGCCAUUGGGUUUUCCCUGGUCCAGGAUCAGGAGGACAGUGAUGGGGACCUCCAGAAGGAAGCUGACAAGCCUCUGGCCCAGAGGUUUAAGACCUAUGAGCUGACUCUGAAGGAUAUCCAGAACCUCCUCAUGUACUGGGACCGGAAGCUAGGCAUCCAAGUGCCUCACAUGGGGGCUGAGGACCUGACCCACGAGCCCGAAGACCAGCGCCAAGUCCCGUCUGGUGGGCGCAAAGGCCGCAAGGACCGGGAGAGGGAGCGCGCGGAGAAGGAGCGAGCGGAGAGGGAGCGCCUGGAGCGGGAGAGGGCCGAGCGGGAGCGGCUGGAGAGGCUCCGGGCGCUGGAGGAGCAGCCGGAUGGAGGAGACGUGGACAGGGAGGAGGACCAUGAAGGGAAGAGGGAUCUGGGUGUGCCAUUCAUCAAUAUCCAGACACCCGACAUUGACGGCUCCACCUGGAAGCAGGCCCUGGAGAAUGACAAGCUUCCCAAAGGGGAUCAGAUCCUAGACUACUUGGGCCUGGGCUCCUCUGGGCUGCCCAUCCCGCCUCCCGUCUUAUUCUCCAUAAUCCCCUACCCUCUGAAGCGGCUGCCCUUGGCCCCCACGGAAAUCAUGAAGCAUUUUAUGUUUCUCAUCCCGCUCUCCGAAGAGCUGGCCCUGCUGGAGGAGAAAAGAGAGGCGGAAUCAGAAGUAGACCUCUCGACGACUACCACCACGAGCUCCGCGAAGGAGGAGCCGAACACCUCGUCUAAAGGGAACAAGCAGAAACCGAAAGAAAAAACAGACCAGAUUCGGGAUACUCUGAAGGACAAGCGCCGCAUCGCCUUCAACAGGAAGGGCCUUUCUGGGGCCAUGUCUGGCACCGUUUCGCCCCUGUCAGACAUGGACCAGAACAACUUGUCUGGGCAGCACUCCCAGGACAAAUUCAUCAGGUUGAAUCAUUUCCGGUGGAUUGUGCCGGCCAAUGGCGAGGUGUCGUUGAGAAUGCAGUUCUCUGCUACUGAUCUCGGGAACUAUGACCAGACGUUCAACUUUGAGAUCCUUGGAACUUGCCGCCAGUACCAGCUUUAUUGCCGUGGUGUUUGCGCUUAUCCAUACAUUUGCCAAGACCCAAAAGUGGUAUUCCCUCAGCGGAAGAUGGACGUGAAAGCAGAUGAGAUCGUCUUUAAGAAGUAUAUUAUAAGCACGGACACGUUUUACUUUGGGCCACUGCUUUGUGGAAAAUCAAGAGAUAAGUAUAAGUCGUCUUUGUUCCCAGGCAACAUGGAGACACUGACAAUCCUGAACAAUUCUCCAAUGGUCACGGAGGUGUUCUUCUGUUUCCAGAAUGAUGUCAAAGCAAAUACCUACUUCCUAGAACCCAUGAACAUGAUUCUCAAACCCAAUGAGAAGCAGAUACUGACCGUGUGGGCCUACCCCACUGCAGUUGGUAUCUUUGAAGACAGCAUAGUCUGCUGCAUCAAGGAGAACCCGGAACCAGCCAUCUUCAAAUUAAGCUGCGAGGGGGUCCGCCCAGAACUGGAUGUGGAACCCAGGCAAUUGCAUUUUGACCGGCUUCUGCUGCACAGAAAAGAAUCCAAAGUAGUUCUUUUCCACAACGUCACGGCCCUGCCCGUGGCCUGGCGGAUCACCAGCCUGGAGCACCUGGGCGAGGACUUCUCCGUGUCCAUGCUGCAGGGCACCAUCCCCCCCAAGGCUGAGUAUAGCCUGCAAGUGCACUUCCAACCCUCCAAACCCGUCAACAUCAAGAAGGCGUUUCGGUUGGAGGUUUUGGACCCAGACAAUCUUGUUGGAGUUGUUCAGAUUGAAAACAUCAUGAUCAUUGCAGAGUCCUACGACAUGGCCUUGGACAUCACCUUCCCCAAGGCCUCUGCAGGAGCUGAAGGAGGCCUCGAUUUUGGGACUGUGAGAGUCCUGGAGGAGGUGAAGCAGCCCCUGCAACUGAAGAACCGUGGGAAAUAUGAGAUCAUGUUCAGCUUUUCUGUGGACUCCGUAGGCAUUACAUCAACCAAUAUAAAUUCUAUGAUCUCAGUCCAACCCAGGAAGGGCUCAAUGACCACAACAGAUAAGCCCACAAAUGUCCAGGUGUUCUUCCGCGCCAAAAAGGAAGUGAAGAUAGAGCAACAGCCAAUCCUGCGCUGCCAGAUCAUUGAGCCCAAUAUGACAGACGGAACUGAAAUCAUUGCCAGCAUCCCAAUUAGGCUUUCUGUGAAUGCAGUGUUCUCCAAAUACAACAUCAGCCCCUCCUCCAUCAUCAACUUUGGGGCUCUGAUCUGUGGCACUCGUAAAAGCACCACCUUCACCAUAGAAAAUCAAGGUGUUACUGACUUCAAGUAUAACCUCUACAGGAUGACAGGGGAGAGCCCCAUUCCCCAAAAGAAAGCAGUCAGCCACGCGAGGACUUUAAGAUCCCGGGAAAGCGAGAACUUCUACAAGGCUACCCCUUCCAGAGCAGCCAAGUUCUCAGAAACUACUCAGAAAGAAAUAAACAUCACUAGCCAGGCUCGCUACAGCCACGGCAUGUUCACCGUGUACCCUGGGUUUGGCUCCAUCUCUGCCGGAGGAGCACAGACCCUCACCGUUGACUGCGUGGCUGACCCUGUGGGAAAGUGUGAGGAGUUUAUGGCGAUCGAUAUCUCUGACCGAGACCCCAGAGACCACCCUGGCGGCAUUCCUUACAGCCUGUUGGCGGAAGCCUGUCUACCAGCCUUCGUGACAGACAACAACGCCUCCGUCUUUGAGGAGCACCAGAUCUGCAACAGUACCAACCUGUACAGCAUCCUGCAGACCACAGAGAGCAAGGGGCUGUUUGUGGAGGAUGAGAACAAGUUCAUGUUCUGCCAUGUCAUGGUGGGCCAUCAGGCCAAGGCGCGGUUCAAGAUGAGCAAUGUGGGGAAGAUCGCCUGUGAUGUGACCAUUGUGGUUAAGCCUGUCUCCAACAAGGCCACGGCCCGCAUCAUUGACAUCUUUGAAGUGGAACCCAACAAGAUGUGUAUUGCCAGUCGUUCACAUGCCUUUGCCACGGUGACCUUCACCCCCCAGACCAUGCAGUCGUACCAGUGUAUCUUCGAGGCGACCUUGGAUGGCGUGUCCAGCAUCCAGACCAAGAACCGAAGCCUCGCGUUUGAUAUCGUGGGAGAGGGGACCCUCCCUCGGGUGACCAUUGUGCGGCCAAUUCUCCACAACCAGUAUGGAAACCUCCUGCUCCUCUUUAAGAGGCUUCUUCUUGGCCAAUCAGAGAAACUCCCUCUCAUCCUCAAGAACAAUGGCAAUAUCCCCGCCCAGCUGCAUGUCGACCUGCAGGACCAACUAGAAGUCUUCUCCCUGAAAGGGAGGCCCACAACCUCCUACAUCUACAUCAUAGAGGAAAACGAACCCCAUGCCAAAGCAAAGAAAGCUCACACGGCCUCCCUGGUGGUUCUUCCCGGAGAGACAGCCGAAGUUGAUGUUGUUUUCCGAGCCCGAAAUGUCGGGAGGAUGACGGGCACCAUCCACUUGUCAGUGCUCAACAAUCAGUACGAGGACACGAUCAUCCGCCUGGUGGGAGAAGGCUACGAGGAUGACAUCACUUUGGACAACGUCCACGGGCUGGUGGCUCCCACCAGCGGGGAGGCCUUCGACAUGUCCGAGGUCACCGAGGACGUAUCUAUGGAAAACUUGGUGGCAGCUGCUCUGGUGGACCACAUUCAGUUUGGGGACUGCCACAUUGGAAGCAGCUAUAGCGUGAGCUUCACAGUCACUAACCACAGCCAAGUGAAUGUGAUUCGGUUUGAAUGGCCCUCGUUAGCUACAAUUACCUUUGCCCCACAGACUGGCCACCUCCACCCUGGGUGUGCCAAGGACAUCGUGAUGACCCUGAGGUCAGACAUACCCAUCAACAUGAAGAAGAUGGACAUCAAGUGCAAGGUCUCCAAGAUCCUGUUUCAGCAACCUGCAGACCAUGUCCCCGACUGGGAUGACCGCAUGCGCACAGUCAAGUGGGUGGACAUGCCCAGAAACAUGCCCGGGACUUUCACUCCAAAACGAAAAGUGAUAGAGACGGACCCUGAGCCUGCGCACUCGGUGCUGGAAGAGCACUACCGAGAGCUGAUGCUGCAGGUCAGCGCCAACGUGAACUUCGCAUCCUACCAGUGCCCGACGAGCGAGGUGCACUUCAAGGACACGCUGGUGUACCAGGCCCGAGUGUUUCAGUUGGAGCUGGUUAACACAGGGAGUGUGCAGCUGGAAUUCAGCUGGACCUUGGAAGAGACAGCGAAGACUGUCAGCUUUGCAAUGCCAGAAAACCAAGGUUCUCAAAAAGAUCAGCUGAGCCAGGGCAGCACCGCGGACAGCGCCGUGGAACACUCAACUGACCCUUCCCCACUGUCCUUCUCUGUGGUUCCCAUCUCUGGCGUUGUGCCAGUGGGGAAGGCUGAGAAGAUCCAAGUGAAAUUCUCCCCAUUGGAGGUUGGAGACUUCGAGAGCACUAUUAUCUGCCAGAUUCCCAACCUACUACCUGGAGAGCAAGGCCCAGUCAUAUCAGCAAAAGGACGGAGCUUCUUGCCCAUCUGCCACUUUGAACUGAAAGAGUCGGACUACAUCACUGGUCAUCGGCACAACCCGGAUCUCCGAGGACCUGGUGGUGGGCCUCUGGACCCAAACACCCGGGUGAUCGAGUUCACCAGUGUGGGCAUAGGAGCGAAGAAUCUCCGGACGUUUACAAUCCUGAACCCGACCGCUAGCACCUACUGCUUCCGCUGGGUCUCUGAAGAAAUGGAAAGUCUCCAGAACCCUUCAGCCUUCACCUGCCUCACAGAGAAGGGCUGCAUCCACCCUGAAAAGAAAGCCGAGAUUAUCUUCCAGUUCACGCCUUUGCAUCUGAAAAUCACAGAAGCGUUCUGGACUUUCUCAGUCCCCGAGCACAACAUCACAGUCCCUUUCCUGCUGGUAGGCAAAGCCUCUGACCCCCUGGUCAAUCUGGACAAGUCACACAUCAACUUCAGCUGUCUCCUCAUUGGCCGAGAAGUCCGGGAGACCGUGCAGAUCAUCAACAGGGAGGAGCAGGGCUUCAAUUUUGCCUUCCAGGACAACUCCCGGUAUUCUGAAGGUUUCAACGAAAGCCUGGCCGUGAGUCCCAUGGAAGGCUGGCUCCCGCCAACGUCCAGGUUACAAAUUGACAUUCUCUUCACACCAAAGCAAGAAGGAGAUGUGAACUUUAAUUUGAUCUGCAAUGUGAAAAGGAAAGCCUACCCUUUGACCUUAAAUGUCAAGGCUGAGGGCUACACUAUGAAUGCGGAGAUCAAGUGCAAAGACAGGACUGGCUUACUCACUCUCUUGACUCCCAAUCAGACCACCAUGGUCAACUUCUAUGAGGUGGAGCUGAAUGAGUGCGUCCAGUGUGAGUUCACCUUUAUCAACGCUGGGAAGUUCAACUUCAGCUUCCAGGCAGAGCUCUCUGGCCCCAAAGCCCUGGUGCAGUACUUCGAGUUCUCACCCAUGGAGGGCAGCGUGGAUGUGGGGCAGAGUACACCCGCCAGCCUGUCCUUCCAACCGUUUAAGAAAUGUGUCUUGAAGGGCCUGGAACUCAGAAUCAAGAUAAGCCAUGGUCCAACAUUUACGUGCAGCAUCUCAGGCUCUGCCGUGAACCCUGCUGUCCAUUUCUCAUUCACCAGCCACAACUUUGGGAGCUGCUUCAUCUACCAAGCCGGGAUGCCCCCAUACAAACAGACCCUGGUUAUCACUAACAAGGAGGAAACGGCUAUGAGCAUAGAUUGUUUGUACACCAAUACCACCUACCUCGAGGUGAGCUUCCGUGCGGAUGUGAUAAAGCCAGGAAAGUCAAUGGAGAUUCCAAUCACCUUUUAUCCUCGAGAAAGUAUCAGUUAUCGAGAACUCAUCCCCUUUGAAAUCAACGGGCUCUCCCAACAAGUAGUUGAAAUCAAAGGGAAAGGCACCGAAAUGAAGAUUUUAGUCCUAGAUCCAGCCAAUAGGAUCUUGAAGUUAGGAGCUGCCCAGCCAGGGCAGGUGGUGAAAAAAACGGUUUCCAUCAUGAACAACAGCCAAGCCCCGGUCACAUUUAGCCAGUCGGUCCUGUUCUCGACUCCAGAACUCCGGGAGCCUAAGGUCAUCACCCUGGUACCCUUCAACAACAUCACGCUGAAGCCCAAAGAAGUCCGCAAGCUGGAGGUCAUCUUUGCCCCGAAGAAGCGUGUCCCCCUCUUCUCCGAGGAAGUGUUCAUGGAGAGCAUGGGGCUCCUGCGCCCCCUCUUCCUGCUCAGCGGCUGCUGCCAAGCCCUGGAGGUCUCCCUGGACCAGCAGCAUAUUCCCUUCGGACCAGUCGUGUAUCAGACAAAAGCCACGCGUCGCAUCCUCAUGCUGAACACGGGCGACAUGGGUACAAGGUUUAAAUGGGAUGUCAAAAAAUUUGAGCCUAAUUUCUCCAUCAGCCCAGAAGAAGGCUAUAUCACUACAGGCAUGGAGGUUUCUUUAGAAGUGACCUACCACCCCACAGAGGUGGGCAAGGAGAAUCUCUACAAAAACCUGCUCUGCUUCAUCCAAGGAGGCCCUCCUCUGAGCCUAACCCUGUCUGGAGUCUGCGUGGGACUACCUGCAGUGAAAGAGACGGUAAAUUUCACCUGCCAGGUGCGCUCCAAGCACACGCAGACCAUCCAGCUUUCAAAUCGCACCAACCAGACCUGGAAUCUGCACCCCAUCUUUGAGGGCGAGUACUGGGAGGGGCCCGAGUUCAUCACUCUGGAGCCCCAUCAGCAAAACAAGCCCUAUGAGAUCACCUACAAGCCCCGCACCAUGAACGUGGAGAACCGCAAGCACCAGGGGACCCUCUUCUUCCCCCUGCCAGAUGGAACCGGCUGGCUAUAUGCACUGCAUGGGACUGCCGAGCCCCCCAAAGCCGUGGCCAGUAUCUACCGUGAAGUGCCAUGUAAGACGCCCUACACUGAGCUCCUGCCAAUCACCAACUGGCUGAACAAGCCCCAGAGGUUCCGGGUCAUUGUGGAAAUGCUGAAACCAGAGAAGCCAGACCUAAGUGCCUCCUUAAAGGGCCUUGAUUACAUUGAUGUACUGUCUGGAUCCAAGAAAGACUACAAGCUGAACUUCUUUUCCCACAAGGAAGGACUAUACAGCGCAAAGGUGAUCUUCCGAAACGAGGUGACCAACGAGUUCCUAUUCUACGUGACGAGUUUCAGGGUCAUCCCUUCAGGCGUCAUCAAAACCAUCGAGAUGGUGAGCCCCGUCCGGCAGAGCACAUCAGCCUCCGUCAAGGUGGAGAACCCCCUGCCCUACUCAGUGACCUUCGCCACGGAGUGCAGGGUGCCCGACAUCAACCUGCCCUCCCAGUUCGUGGUGCCCCCUAACUCGGAGGGCACAUUCUCAUUCGAAUUCCAGCCCCUGCGAGCUGGAGAAACCUUGGGGAGACUAGUUCUGCACAACAAUGAUCUGGGUUACUACCAGUAUGAGCUCAACUUGAAGGCUCUGCCAGCGCUGCCUGAAAAGCCCAUCCACUUCCAGACUGUUCUUGGCAGCGGCCAGAGCAUCUUUGCCAAGUUCAUCAAUUACACCCGGCAGAAGACAGAAUACUACUGCAGGUCCGACUGCGUAGACUUCCACACGGAAAAGGUCAUCAGCGCGCCCGCGGGGGCUCAGGGCGGCACGGAAAUCAGUGUGGAAGUCUAUUUCGAGCCCAGCCACCUGGGGGACACCAAGGGCACCCUGAGCCUGUCAUCCGUUGCAGGCGGAGAGUAUAUCAUCCCCCUCUUCGGAGUGGCUGUGCCCCCAAAGCCGCAAGGUCCCCUCCAGAUCCGAGCCGGGUACAACAUAGUCAUCCCCUUUAAGAACGUCUUCUACCACACAGUCACCUACUCCUUCAUCGUGGAGCACCCGGCCUUCUCCGUGCGGGCCAUGGACUCAGUCCGGCCCAAGAAGAUCAACAACAUCACCGUCUACUUUGACGGAAACCCAUCCGGCAGCAAAACACCCAUUACCAGCAAGCUGAUUGUGUCGUGCUCUCCCGGCGAAGGCAGAGAAACAGGAGUUAAAUGGGUUUAUUAUCUGAAGGGGGUCACCCCUUAGUUGUAACCAGGGUCAAUUGCAUCCAGAAAAAGCCGUCUCCUCCGCUUUAAUAUCUACAUAUUGUUCUAGCCUGGUGAAUAGAGAAAAUAAUCAGAACUCUAAAGGUAGUGUGUUAUCCUCCUCAUGCACUUCUGUCCAUAUUAUAUGUAUUCCGAAUACAUGAAUGAAAUAUAUAUUCCAUAUUAAACGUGGUAACUAUACAAAACAGAGCUAUAUUUUACUUUGCAAGGGCAAGUCUCUGAAUUUGGUUUCUUAACAUACCCGCAAAGCUCAAGUACUAUGUACGUAA
This is a messenger RNA of Myotis myotis, 15768 nucleotides long. RefSeq names its product HYDIN axonemal central pair apparatus protein (gene HYDIN). Gene Ontology annotation, cellular component: axoneme. The record is from RefSeq and is a predicted model, not a curated record. Bases 444 to 15479 code for a protein of 5011 amino acids. Gene Ontology annotation, biological process: axonemal central apparatus assembly; cilium movement. The transcript is spliced from 86 exons. Lineage: Eukaryota; Metazoa; Chordata; Mammalia; Chiroptera; Vespertilionidae.